AAGAAGCAUCUUAGACCAAAGAGAAGCCUGAAUUUAACCCCCACCCCCUUGAAAUCAGGCCAGAUUAUUCCCCUCCUCCAUCACUCUGUGAGUCACUGUUUCUAGUCAAAGAAAGCAAACAAGUUGGUUUUUCCUGAGUCUGACCACAAACCAUCUCUUUCUCUCCCCAAGCAUUUCCUUCUGCUUUACUAAGAUUCUCUGAGCUAUAGCUCUGCUUUUGGACAUUUCAAUUGGAGCUGCAAAGGGCACAAAGAGAACCUGGGAUUUUGCUCCAGAAACUCACAUCUGUGGGAAUAUCUUUGGCUCCACAGAUGUGAAAAUAGUGACCUUUUCUCACUACUGUGGGGUUUGUGCAGUUUGGUGAGGCCAUGAAGACAUCAUGAGAAAGUGACCAGCUCUGCCUUACUCCAACAGGUGCAGAAGACAACAGGUGAGACCAGUCCAGCCAGGGACCUGCUAUCUGUCGUAUUUUUGUCAUCUUAUCUGCUAUGGAAGUUUAGGAACUACUGAGAGCUGAAGAAUCUUCUGGAAUUCCUAAAGGGACAAGAUCAAGGGCCAUUGAAACAUAAUUUUUUUAGGACCAAGACGGACCUCCCUAUUUGAACUCUCUAACCCUUUGAUAAUCAACUCCUGCCAUUAAAUCUAGACUCCUUAAUUUCUGAAGGUCCAUGGUAGCCUUCCUCAAAAAUUAGCUUGGGGAGUACCUGUUGUCUCUGGUAAUAGAUGCCACUUGGAAGGAUCCAAAGAGAUGGAUUCAACUGAAAAACCAGACAAGGAAAAGUUACAAGAAAAUGAAUUUCCUACAAUCCUCCCUCUGAAAAACAAUGAAGCAUACCACCUUUUUGUGAGCUAUAGCAGCUUGGACUCCUCCUGGGCCCACAAGUUCAUUGAAAAACUAGAGGCUGAUUACUCAGAUCUGAAGAUCUGCUACCAUGAGAGAGACUUUCUUCCAGGGAAAAACAUAAUUGAGAACAUGGUUGAUUGCAUUCAGCAGAGUCAAAAGAUGCUAUUAAUCCUUAGCCAAGACUUUGUCCAGAGCAGAUGGUGUUUGUUGGAGGCCAAUCUCUCUGUUUUUCGUUUCUGUAUGGAGAGAAAACCUGUUAUCCCCAUUAUGCUAAAACCCUGCCAGAUUCCACUUCAUUUGAAUCAUUUGACAUAUCUAGAUGUCAGUGAUAUCUCCUUCUAUGAAAAGUUCAUCAAGGCUCUCUGCACACCCAACCAUCUCAUGAAACAUUCCACACUUGUCCCAUACCAAUUCUCCUCAAUCUACAAUGGGAAGACCCUGAUGGUCUUGCCCUGUAUCAAUAAAGACAACCUUCCAUCAUGGAAAUUGGGAACCUUCAGCACUUCUAAUAUCCCUGAUCCCUUGAGAAUGGUCAUAGAUGAUCCAGAAAUUUAUAGAAGAGCCAUUAGCAAACUGAAUGAGGUCUCUUCUCCCAAAUACUGUUUUCGAUAUUUGUGUUGCAGGAUCACAUUAUGCAUUCUCCUCUCAUGCAUUAGCAUAGUCAUUUCUUUCUUUGCUCUGGUGGCUUUCUUCGCAUUUUCUCAGGUGUCUUUCCCACUAUCUUCAAAACAAUUGUUUCAUUACCUCUUAGUACAUGGCCCUAUACUACUUAUAAGUAUGAGUAUAAUAGCCUUAGUGGUGAAUAUAAUGUGUUGGGGCAGAAGAUGGACAAAAGAGAAAUUACAAGAGUUGAACCUAAAAGUAGGAGAAGCCAACCUCAUUCUAGCCAAUCAUUCCGUGAUGAUUGGCUGUGAAACUAUAAACAAACUCUCUUUUGUAUAUUUUUCACUUAAAGACUGUAAAAAAGUUUUCCUGGAAACCUUUCCUAAUGAAAACCCUUCUGCCGAGGAGAUGUUCCAAAAUGCAAUAAUACGCUAUUCUUCCAGUUAUGCCUGCUGUGUUGCAAAUAAACAUUUUCCCAUCCUUGAAGAAGUAGUAGAGGAAGGUCACAUGAGUGAUGGCAUAUGUUUCUGCCAAUAUGUCUCUAUACAGGUGAAAAAAAAUAGAUGGCUAGGUCCUGGGAUAGGGAUAGCUUAGUGCUAUUCAAUAACUGGAAAUAGAAUUAAAGAUUCCUCACCUUUUAUUGAGAUGACAGUGAAGUGAUAAACGAUUCCUCUUUUUCUGUGUGUGUAAUUAUUUUUAAAAAUUUUAAACCCUUGCUUUCUGUCUUAGUGUUAAUUCUAAGACAGACAAGGGGCAAGGACUAUGUAAUCAGGGUUAAGUGACUUUCCCAGAGUCAUAUGACUAUGGAAUAUCUGGGACCAGAUUUUUUUUAAAAAGAUAUUAAUUUUCCCAAUCCUAUGUAAUAGUAAUUUUCAACUUCCAUUUUCUGAAAUUACAAGAUCCAAAUUGUCUCUUUUUAUCCUUCCUGUCCAAUUUGUCCUUCCUUUCCUGCCCCCCUCCUGAAGAUGGCAAAUAAUUUGAUUGGUGUUAUAUGUGUAUUAUCAUGCAAAAGAGGUAGUCAUUUUUGUGAGAGAAUACUCAUUAAACCAAAACCCAUAAAUAAAUUAAUGUGAAAAAUAGUCUGCUUUGAUUUGUAUUUCAACUCCAAUAGGCUAUGCUCCCACUCACUCUAGUGAGCCAGAUGGUCUCUACCUAACUUUCAUGAUGUCUUCUGCAGGAAAAUUUCCUCACUCUGUCACCUUGUUGGUUCUGUCCCUCUAGCAUCAUUCCAAGUUUGCUUGCAAAAGAUUCGGUAUGCUUUCCCUGCCUCUACUCUGCCAUCUUGACUCCACCUCCUUUGUUCAGAUUUUUAAAAAUAACCUUUACAUUCCAUCUUAGAAUCUAUAUAGUGUGUUAGUUCCAAGGCAAAAAAGUCAUAAUGAUUAGGUAAUGGGGAUUAAAUGAUUUACCCAGUUUCAUAUAGCUAGGAAGUUUCUGAGGUCAGAUUCGAACCCAGGUCAUCCUGGCUCCAGUGCUGGCAAUCUAUAUACAUUACUAUCUAAUUUCCUAAGGGAGGGUAGGAUUUCUUUUUAUACUUUCCAUUUAUCAUGCCAUUUGUCUAAAACUUUCCAUUAAUAAAAAUGUGUUACUUGAAUUCCCAAAGAAGUCAAAGUAAUGGAAUACUUCUCCCUGAAAGACAUUUGCAUAGGCUAUCUUGUAAUACUGGAAUGUGCUCCCUUUCCUUACUUCUACCUCUUAGGCUUCCUGGCUUCCUUCAAUACUUAGUUUCUGGGCAGAGAUUUUCAUGAGAAAUAUUUCCUGAUCUUCUUAAUCACUUCUGCUCUCUCCCUCUUCCCAUUCUACUCCUCUCCUGCAAGUAGAAUUUAAUCUCCUGGAGGGUAAGGACUUUUUCUUUCUUUGGCUUAGCCUUAUAAUCUCCUAUUGUAUAUAAGAUGUACUUAAUAGAUAUCAUUGGGAUUAUUCUAUCAUAAGAAGGAAGAAAACAAGUAUUUAUUAAGCAUCCUCACUAUGUACUAGGCAUGAUAUUAAGUGCUUUACAGAUAUGAUUUCACUUGGUCAUCAUAACAACUUUAGGAGGUAGGUGCUAUUAUUAUUAUUAUUAUACCCAUUUUAUAGUUGAAGAAAUUGAAGUAUAAAGAAGUUAAAUGACUUGCCCAGGAUCAUACCAGCUAGUACAUUUCUGAAGCCAAAUUUAAACUCGCUUUCCUGUUUCAAAGCCUUGUACUCUGUCUACAAUAUUACCUACAUACUUCUCAUAAGACCUCACAAGUCCAACCCUUAGUUGAGCAGGAAUCUCCUCUAAUAUAUUACUCAUGCAGAAUCAUCUAAUUCUUGAAGACCUCCAGAGAAUAAGAACCUCAGUUCCAGAGACAAGAUAGUGAAUUAUGGGUAGUCACCCAGCUGAACUGUCCCAAUAUUCCCCUACAAAUAACUUUAAAAUGAUGCCUCAAAUCAAAUUUGAAAAAGCAGACCCAACAAAAGGUUAGAAUGAGACAUUUUUCCAAUCUAGGAGAUUGGAAGGGGAAGUCUAGGUCACCUUGGUAAAUGCCUGACUGGAGCUCAAAAACAGGGCAGUGAUACUAGUGACCCUAGUAGCAGUAGUUUCAGGAGCUCCCAGCUCAGAGAUGGUAAGGGAGCUAGACACCUGGUCAGAGAAAGAUUACAGAAGACUCUCUGUUAGCACUGGACAUAUCUGACAUUGAUUGGCAUUGAAAACUUCCAGACUUCCAGAACUAGCCUUGACAACAGUAGUGUGGAAAAAAAACCUUCCACUCUGCAUGCUGAGAACAGAGCCAAACUUUAAAAUAAAGUAAAAAAUCAAGAAAUAAGGUAGAAAAAUGAACAAAUAAUGAAAAUUUGACAAUAGAAAUCUAUAUUGGUGACAGGGAAAAUCAAGAUGCAAAACAAAGUCAAAACAGCUAUAAGCAAAGCCUCAAAGUGAAUUAGACACAAGCCUAACAAGAAUUCCUGGAAGAGUUAUAAAAAAGAUUUUCAAAAUCAAAUAAUAGUAGUAGAAGAAAAAUUGUAUAAAUAAAUGAGAACAAAGGAAGAGAAUAAUGAAAAGAUAAUGGCUUGGUAAAAGUGGCACAAACAUUUUGAGGAAAAUAAAAUCUUAAAAAUAGAAUUGGACAGAUGGAAAAAGAGGUACAGAAGUUCACUGAAGAAAAUAAUUUCCUAAAAUUUAGAACUAAACAAAUGGAAGCUAAUGAUUCCAUAGAAUAUCAAGAAACAAUGAAACAAAAUAAGAAGAAUUCAAAAAUAGAAAAAAAUGUAAAAAAAAAAUCUCACUGGAAAAACUUGACCCCAAAAAAUAGAUUGUUGAAAGAUAAUUUAAGAAUUUUUCAAUAGGGAGCAGCUAAGUGGUUCAGUGAAUAGAGUGCCAUGUCUGCAGAUGGGAGGUCAUCAAUUCAAAUCUGGCCCAAGAUAUUUCCUAACUGUGUGACCCUGGACAAGUCAUUUAACCUCAAUUGCUUAGUCUUUAGGCAAGGUUGGUUUUUUUUAUUAUUGAAUUCCCCAAAAGUCACAAUAAUAAAAAAAGAGCUUAGGCCUUGUAUUUCAAGAAAUUAUCAAUGAAAACUGCCUUGAUACCCUAGAACUAGAGAGUAUAAUAAAAAUGGAAAGAAUUCAUUGAUUUUUCUCCUGAAAGAAAAGAAAUAUUAUAUCCAAAUUCCAGAGCUCCCAAGUAAAGGGGAAAUACUUCAGUCAGAAAGAAACAAUUGAAAUGUCAAAAAGCCAAAGUCAAAAUAACAUAAGAUUUAAUACUAUUAUAUUAAAGGACUGGGGGACUUUGAAUAUGAUAUUCUAGAAGGCAAAGGAGUUAGCCAACAAUCACCUUCUCAGCAAAAUAAUAUAAUUCUUGAAAGGAAUAAAUAGGUAUUCAGUGAAAUAGAGAACUUCAAAGCAUUCCUGAUGAAAAGACUAGAGCUAAAGAGAAAAUUUGAUUUUCAAAUAUAAGAUUCAAGAAACAUAUAAAGGUAAAUAUGAAAAAGAAAUCACAAGGAAUUCAAUAGGGCUAAACUCUUUACAUUCCUACAUGGGAAGAUGGUACUUUAACUCCUAAGAACUCUAUAAAUAUUACAGCAGUUAGAAGGUGUAUAAAUAGACAGAGGGAAUGGAUGUGAGUUGACUAUGAUGAGGUGAUAUCUAAAGAAAACAAAAUUAAGGGAGGAGAAAGAGGGGUGUACUAGGAAGAGGGGGAAGGGAAACAUGGAAUGAGGUAAAUUAUCUUACAUAAAAGAAAUGUGAAAGAGCUUUUACAGUGGAGAGGAAAAUGCAGUGGUGGUGGUGAUUAUUGCUUGAACAUUACUCUCAUCUGAAUUGACUCAAAGAGGGAAUAAUAUACACACUGACUUGGGUAUAGAAAUCCAUUUUACCUUAUUGGGAUGUAGUAAGGGAAGGGGAUGAAAGAAGGGAUAGGACUGACAGAAAGGAGGGUAGGAUGGAGGAAGUGGUGGUCAGAAGCAAAAUACUUUUGAGUAGGGAAGAAUAUAAACAGGAGGGAAAUAUACAGAUAGUAAUUAUAACUGAAAUUUUUUUAGCAAAUUUCUCUGAUAAAGGCCUUUUUAUCUAAUAUCUAAAGAGCAGAGUAAAAUUUGUAAGAAUCCAGAUCAUCCCAGUUGAUAAAUCAUCAAAGGAAAUGUACAAGUAGUUUUCAGAUGAGGAAAUCAAAGGUAUUUAUAGCAAUAUGAAAAAUAUGCUAAGGCACUAUUGAUUAGAGAAAUGCAAAUUAGAACUCUAAGCUACCAUUUCAUACCUAUUAGUCUGGCUAAUAUGACAAAAAAGGAAAAUGACAAAUGUUGGAAAAUUGGGACACUAAGCACUGUUGUGGAGUUUUGAACUGAUCCAACUAUUCUGGAGAGCAAUGUGGAACUAUGCCCAAAGGGUUAUACAUAUGUGCAUAUCUUUGCACUAAAAAUACUACUAAAAGAGAUUUUUAAAAAAGGAAAAUGACCUAUUCAUUCAAAUAUAUGUAUAUCUAAUCUGUUUGUGAUAGCAAAGAAUUGGGCACUGAGAGGGUGUCCAUCAAUAGAAGAAUGAUUGAACGAGUUGGGGUAGGUGAUUGUGAGUGAUGUGAGUACAAAAAACAAUGAGCAGUCAAUGUAAAAAUGAUAAUAUCACCUAAAUUAAUUAAUUAAUUUAGUUCCAUACCAAACUGCCAAGUGAUUAUUGUAAAGAACUGGAAAAAAUAAAAAUAAAAUUCAUCUUGAGGGGUAAAAAAGAUACAAAAUUCAGAAAAUUAAUGAGAAAAGUGAGAAGGAAAAGGACCUAUUAGAUCUCAAACUAUAAUACAAAGUCUUAAUCAUUGAAACAAUUUGGUACUGUGUAUGAAAUAGAAAGGUUAAUUAGUGAGAUACAAUGCAUAGAUGCAAAUAAACAUAGUAAUCUAGAGUUUGGUAAAUCCAAAUAUUUCCACUCUAUGGAAAGAGCUCAGAACUCAUUAUUCAACAAAAACUAUUGGGGAAACUGAAAAGCAGUCUGGCAGAAACUAGGUAUAGAUCAACAUCUCACACCAUGUUUCAAAAAGAGCUACAAAUGAUUACAUAACUUAGACAAAGGGUGAUGUCAGAAGCAAAUUAGAGGAGUGUAUGAGAAAUUAUCUGUCAGAUAUAUAGAUAGGGAAAGAAUUCAUGGCUAUACAAGAGGUAGAGAGAUUCACAGGAGGUAAAGUGGAUAAUUUCAGUUACACCAAAUUCAAAAGUUUUUACACAAAUAACCCAAUACAGCUAAAAUGAGAAGAGAAGCAGGAAAUUGAAGUCUUUAAGUCUUUAGUGUUUCUCUGUCAAAGAUCUAAUUUGUAAGAUUUAGAGGAAAUUAAAUCAAAUUUAUAAGAAUAAGGUUCAUUUCCCAGUUGAUAAAUGGCCAAAAGAUAUAAAUAAGCAGUUUUGAGAGGAAGAAAUUCAACAUAUAGAGAAAUGUAAAUUAAAACAAUGCUGAGACACCACCUCAUACUCAUCAGGCUAGAAAAGUUAACAGAAAAGAAAAGUAACAAAUGUUGUAGUGGUUAUGGGAAGACAAUUGAUUUACUAUUGGUGGAACUAUGAACUGGUUCAACCAUUCUGGAAAGCAAUUUGGAACUAUGAUCUAAAAGCUAUUAAACUGUACAUAUUGUGAUCAAGAGAUACUGCGAUUAAGUCUAUACUCUGAAGAGAUCAACAAAAGAAGGAAAUGGUCCAUGUGUAUAAAAAUAUUUACUGUAGCUCUUUUUAUGAAGUAGUAAAUUGGAACUGAGGAGGUCCUUACCAAUUGGGGAGUGACUGAACAAAUUAUGGUUUAUAUAUGUGAUGAAAUACUACUCUGAUAUAAAAAAUUGAAGACAGGGCUAGUUUCAAAGAAACCUGGGAUGAUUUGUAUUAAUUGAUACAAAGGGAAGUGAGCAAAAUUAGGAGAACAAGUUAUACAAUAACAACAUUAUGAUAAAGAAAACUCACCUUAAAAUAUUGAGGACCUCUAAUCAAUACAAUGACCAACCACAUUUCCAGAGGACUUGUGAUCAAAUAUGUUAUUCAUUUCCACUUAGAGAGGUAAUGGAUUCUUGGUACAGACUGAAAUAUAUUGUUUUAUUUGAUAUUAAUAAUACAGGAAUGUAUUUUCUUGGAUUAUACAUAUUUGUAAUGGGUUUUGUUUUUCUUGGUUUGUCAAUGAGUGAGGCAGGAAGAGGUGGAAGGGAAAUUGAGAACUAAAAAAAAAUAAAAUUGAUUUUUCUUUAAAAGUGA
Molecule: messenger RNA, 8121 nt
Organism: Monodelphis domestica (gray short-tailed opossum)
Lineage: Eukaryota; Metazoa; Chordata; Mammalia; Didelphimorphia; Didelphidae
Biological process (GO): signal transduction
Source: RefSeq, a predicted model, not a curated record